Siniperca chuatsi (mandarin fish) is the source of this 2294-nucleotide messenger RNA. RefSeq names its product neurexophilin 1 (gene nxph1). The coding region runs from base 276 to 1085 and encodes 269 amino acids. Gene Ontology annotation, molecular function: signaling receptor binding. Lineage: Eukaryota; Metazoa; Chordata; Actinopteri; Centrarchiformes; Sinipercidae. The record is from RefSeq and is a predicted model, not a curated record. The transcript has 2 exons.
GUCGCCUCCACCCCGCCCCCUCCCCCCGCCCCCUCCAACACCGCCGCCACCCGCAGCAGCAGCAGCAGCAGCAGCCUCCUCACCGGCUCCUGCGUCCUGUCCCCCAGCCUUCAACUCUCAGCUUUGUUGUGCGGUUAUGGGGUGCGCUGUGUCCUUUUUGCCUGGGCUGCUGGGGGGCUUGGCCGUGCUGUGAGGGAGAUACCAGGUGGAUUUAUGGUCUGCAAAGCCGCGGCUACCAACCGAGGGAAAUUAGUGGAACUUUGAGCUCCGGGAGGAUGCAGGUGACGUGUUGGUGCGCCGUGUUACUCCUGACGCCUGCACUUUGCCUGGUUACAAGUGCCCACGCCUCAAAGUCGGAAAUUGUCAAGUCGGGAAGCCCGAAAUCCACACUAAAGCAUAUAUGGACAGAAAGCACUAAGGAUAUGUCCAUCAGUAGGCUGCUGUCACAGACUCUACAUGGCAAAGAGAACAGCACAGCCUUGGACCUUCGCUAUGACACUCCAGAGCCCUACUCUGAGCAAGACCUCUGGGACUGGCUGAGGAACUCCACAGACUUGCAGGACUCGCGGCCGCGGGCUAAACGGCGGCCAAUGGUUAAGACGGGGAAAUUCAAGAAGAUGUUCGGCUGGGGGGACUUCCACUCUAAUAUCAAGACAGUCAAACUCAACCUGCUGAUCACCGGUAAGAUUGUGGAUCAUGGCAAUGGCACCUUCAGUGUCUACUUCCGCCACAACUCCACAGGCCAGGGUAACGUUUCCGUCAGCUUGGUCCCUCCAACCAAGAUAGUGGAGUUCGAUGUGGCGGCACAGCAGUCCGUCAUCGACGCCAAGGACUCAAAGUCCUUCAAUUGCCGCAUAGAGUAUGAGAAGGUGGAGAAAGGCGCUAAGAACACGCUCUGCAACUUUGACCCAUCCAAGACCUGCUACCAGGAGCAGACCCAGAGCCAUGUGUCUUGGCUCUGCUCCAAACCUUUCAAAGUUAUCUGCAUCUUUAUUUCCUUCUACAGUACCGACUACAAACUGGUGCAGAAAGUGUGCCCGGACUACAACUACCACAGUGACACUCCCUACUUCCCCUCCGGCUGACGUUCCCAUACAUUCACAUACAGACAAAUGGAUGAGUAGAGCACAGACUGGGGCUUCUACCCAUCCCAGAGAAAUGUGUCCCUAAACAUGUCCAUAUCAAAGUGUCAGCCAUCCUAACUGAUUUCCCAAUUUAAUGUUCUGAAUUUUGUAGAGAGAGCAGUUACUUUUAACUGGUAAAGAGGUGGUAUAUAGGACUGUAAUAUGGUUGAAAUGACCUGAAAAACUCUUUGAUUCUCUCUUUGAUUAUUAUCAGUUAGAAUUUUGUUCAUGAAUCAUGUUUAGUCCCUGUUGAACCAUGUGAAGAUAUUAGGGGCUUAUCCUUUUGUUAUCACUAUUAAACUCUGCCCUUUGUUUUUCGUUUAGUUCACACUUGUUGUCAAACUAGAUGUUAAUAACAUUUUCCUCUUUUAGCAUAUUUUAUGUACAAUGCAUUAACUCUCUGGACAACAACAUAUGGACUUUUUGCCCCUCCUGUGCUAUUUACGCUCUUGCAGUUUAUCCUGCAUAACUGGAAAACAAAAUUAACUCCUCAAUUAAAAAUAAUUAAAAAAUAAAAUCCUCAGAGUUUUUACAAAAUCUGCAAGGCAGCUGAAGAGGACAGUGAAGAUUCAUAUGUGAAUGUGAUACCUUUAGAAAUGUGAGGUGCUCUUACCUAUGUAGGGGUGAGCUACAACUGAGCAGGCUUCUCCCUCAGACUAGUUUCAGUCAGGAGAGAAAAUGUGUAAACACGCUCAGAUAUUGUAACACUGUCAAUCUUCAGCUGUCAUCAGAGCGUUCCUGCUAGUGCAGCUUGAUGUUGAGUUUGUUGGGUGAUUGGUUCAUUCUCAGCUGAUUGAAUGUCUGAUUACCUAACUGAUUGAUCAGCGGGUCGUUUGUGGGGGAUGGGGCUUGCUCAUUGUCUCUUAAUAUAUCAAAUGUAAUGUAUUGAAUUCUAUAUCUUAGAGCCUGAUUUGUAUGAAUGGUUUGUAUUGUACAUAGUUUAUCCCAAUUGCGCUGCUUCUGUACAUGCCCCACAUGAGCUGUGUUUACCCCUACCUGCUAAGUCCUCUUGUUCACUCCAUUUAUGCUUGUUCUUACCACAAACAAAGAAACAAAGAAAAUGAUGUUGCUGCCCUAGUUGUGAAUUUCUUCAAAACAGCAGUCCUGUACAGAAGCUGUAAAACUGACUAAAUAUAUUAAAAGUAUUCAUUGAAAGUUUCUUUAUGGAGG